Mya arenaria is the source of this 1696-nucleotide messenger RNA. RefSeq names its product protein FAM221A-like. The record is from RefSeq and is a predicted model, not a curated record. NCBI's taxonomy places the organism in Eukaryota, Metazoa, Mollusca, Bivalvia, Myida, Myidae. The transcript is spliced from 8 exons. The coding region runs from base 66 to 1049 and encodes 327 amino acids.
UAUAGCAACACACAUAAUUUUGACAGUUACAUUGAUUUGUCAUUUUCUACGUUGAAAGCAAUAAAAUGGGUGAUCGUAUGGUGCAUAUGAAGUUUGGAGGAAAUGCUGCAGCCAGUGUGGACGCUUAUCUAGAAUACAAAAGAAUAGUGGGAGAAGAUGACGGCGGUGUAACGUUUACACCAGAGCAGUAUGAAGCCUACAAGAAGAAAGUGCUUCCCAUGCGGAUGAAAAAUCGCCUAUUUACCGCCUGGACAUCGUCAACUGGCAUGGACUGUAAUCUGAUUGGUCCCCAGCAUAACUGUUUCUGUGAACAUAGGUACCAUCAACAUAAGACAGACUUUGAAAAAAUACCCACGGAACGUCCAAUCCUGCUCCCAUGUAAGGUGAAAGGCUGUGGUUGCCUGAGCUACCAUUUUGUCCCCAAGGUCGGUACUCAGCCCAUCCGGUGUUCCUGCAAACAUUUCUCCACAGAUCACUCAGCUGUUCCGCCACACAAAUGCAAAACAGGCAGUUGCAAAUGUGGCGGUUUCACCAGCUCCUACACCUGUGGGUGUGGUCAGCCCUACUUUGCUCACUCCAUGGUUGUUGAGACCCGAGAGGAGAGGUUGGCCCGAGGGCAUCCCGUGGGCCAGGACGUACCUUACCAGGCCAUGGGAGGACUGACGGGGUUCUCGUCUCUUGCGGAAGGGUACAUGCGAUUAGAUCCUAGUGGUCAGGGAGCGCCGCCCGAUGAGUUUCUUAACCAGCCCAUAACAUCAUCAGACCAUCCGUUUCUACGUGUAAACGCAGAGUCUAUAAAACAACAUAAGACCAACCAAAGGGCUAUUGCAGCCCGACACGGUGGCCAGGGUCCCAGCCAAGAGGAAAUAGAUGCUGAUCUGGCUGAAAGAAUGUCGGCCAUGAAACGGCCAGGGGAGUCUGACAUGGACUUCUACGAACGGAGAUACCAGGAGAGGCAAAAGGCCGAACGAGAAAGAGCACGGGCGUCCCGUGCAUUGCCAGCCGGUAAACAAAGAGUUGGGAGAAGAAUCGAGCCUCCAAAGAAGUGAUUUUGUUUAUAAUUGUCCAUAUGGCUAUGUUUUAUAUAAAAUACUAUUUCUCAAUAUGUGCUAUUGUUAACAUGACCACGCCUCUAAAAGCUGCACUCUCACAAAUGUUAUGUUGAAAGAUAUAGUUUUUUUAAAGUUGUUAAAAUCAUCAAACAUCAACAAAAGAUAUCAUUUGAACCGACUUUGGUAAAUCCAAGCCCAAAAGCAUUGAAUCUCCAAGUGCUAGUGCAGCUUUUCGGCAAAAUAGAACAUUUUCUGUCACUUUUUAAAAUAAUUAUUACCAAAAUAUUUCUGAUUUUAACUUUUGAUGACAUUUUAUGUUUGUUACAAGAAUUUCGUUUACACACACGAACUUAGUUAUUUCUAUGUCUGACCCUAAAAACGUGGACGAGUCCCUUAAAGGGGACAAUUACACCAGAGAGAAUAAGUUUAUUGAAAAUGUAUUAACUAAGCUAUAAAACAGUGAACUAUUUUUUUGGAUUAAAAUCGAAGAUCAUGUAUAAAUAAGUAUAUUUAUGUAGGUCUGUUACGGUGAUCAUUUUGAUGAUUUUUUUCUUCAUAAUUCAUUGACAAAAUGUUGUAUGACCAUGUCUUGGGUGGGCUUGUUUGUUUAGCUUGUUGUGUUUGUUGAAUAAAUCUGUGUUUUA